CAAUAUCAGUGUGAGUAGCCUACGGUUCCAGGUCCUAGCGUUGGCUUCACUACUGAAAAGUUCAUCCUCUCUGUUCUAUUUGUGGCGACCGGCUGCUGUUGCUGCCAGCUUUUCAGUCUCAAACAAUCACAAGAACAUCAACAUCUCGUCAUAUUGUUCCCCAUAGCACGACACCUUGAAGGUGUCCACAUUAUAGUUGAAAAUGUCAAAGGGUGACUCGAUCGGAUUGCAAAAGGUGAAUGGGAAUAAAGGGUCAAACUACUCGGUGGAGUCUGGGUCGCCAGGGCCUCCCUACGAUCCACAUGCUCACCGAGAGCUUGCAAAUCCUACAACGGAUCGUGAAACCCUCAUACACAUACUGAAAGGCAGUUUAGGAACUGGUAUAUUGGCUAUGCCAAAUGCGUUCUACAAUUCAGGACUUAUUGUUGGAACUGUGGCCACUUUUGUAAUUGGAUUCAUUUGCACAUACUGCCUUCACGUACUGUAUUAUUUUUGUUUCAGGCCAAUUGUUGAUGGUUUUUUGAUCAUUUAUCAGCUAGGUAUCUGCGUCUGUUAUAUCAUGUUUGUUGCCCAGAGUAUUAAACAGGUAGCAGACAUAUAUGCAACACCUCUCGAUGUAAGACUCCACAUGUUGAUUAUCCUUGUUCCCUUGAUGCUCAUUACAUACAUAAGGAAUCUGAAGCUGUUGGCUCCCUUCUCUCAACUGGCGAAUAUCAUCACAUUCAUCGGAAUCGGCAUCACGUUGUACUACAUAUUCGAUGACUUGCCACCUGUCAAUUCAGUGCCUUACGUCGGCGUGCUCAGGAACUUUGUGCUCUACAUGGGAACCACUCUGUUUGCACUGGAGGCUGUCGGUGUGAUAUUGGCUCUGGAGAAUAAUAUGAAAACACCAAAAUCGUUUGGUGGCUAUACGGGAGUUCUGAACCAGGGCAUGAUUGUUAUUGUUAUCCUGUAUGUGUUGGUUGGCUUCUUCGGCUACGUCAAGUAUGGAAAGGGUGCUCUGGGAAGUGUCACCCUGAACUUGCCUAGUACUGACAUAUUGGCUCAAGUUGUGAAGUUGAUUUUUGCUGUAGCCAUAUUCAUCACUUACGCUCUCCAGUGUUAUGUGCCGGUUGAUAUUGUUUGGAACACCUACAUGAAGAAGAAUAUCUCAACAAAACAUUUAUUUUGGGAGUAUGUUCUUCGUACCGCUGCAGUGCUAAUCACAUUUGUACUAGCAGUUGCCGUGCCUCGCCUCGAACUGUUCAUCUCUUUUGGCGCAUUCUGCCUUUCAGCACUGGGAAUCGCUUUCCCGGCAAUCAUUGAGAUCUGUGUCAUGUGGCCUGACAACCUGGGCACCGGCUACUACAUUCUCUUCCGCAACUUCCUGUUGAUUCUGUUCGGUAUUGCUGGUCUACUGGUUGGAACCUACACCAGUAUCAGCGAUAUUAUAACUUCUUUCUCGAAAUAGACUUACUGAAAAAGUAGAACUUCGUUUUUUAUUUACGUUAUUGGGAUCUAACGGUUCAUUAGGCUCUCAGCUAUUGCUCAAACUUGGAAUGAUUUAAUAAACAUUCAAAUGAUGUGUAAUCCAUUUUAUGGAACAUUAUGACAUUGUGGGAGGAAUGGAGAGGAAUAUCAAAGGAGGCUAGGGUAACCAAAUGAGAUGUAGCACCAAGUAAUUCGGUACAGGCCUACUGUCCUUUUCGCAUAUAAGUUCGCCAAUAGAGCCCAAAAUUAUUAAUAGUCAAAUCUAUGAAUCAACCAGAAUAAAUAUUGUCUAGAGUACUCCAAAUGAGUGGGCCUAAUAUGUGUAAUGAGACUCAUCAAUUGGACAACAGUAGAUAUGUAAUCUUACAGCAUUCUUAAGUAAUGGUCUUAAGAUGUUCAAAUAAAGAUAGAAUAACUAUCUCUAAUAAAUAAAGGCUCUUAUGUAAAACCUUGUUCCUUUCAUCAAUAUGCUAUAUUAAUUUUUCAAACAAUUUCUGACACUUAUCAAACUAAUCUUUACGAUAAGUAUUGAGAAUAAGUCCACUUCUAGAUAGCUAUCAGAUCAAUCUUCAACUUGUCAUUAUAUUCAAAUUUGAAGGUUGAGAGUGUGCCGCCUACUUCUAGAUCUCAAAAAUGCCAAGUGAUACUCAACCAGUCAUUGUCAGUGGUUCAUUUUCGAGUGGAGAUCUUCAUAACAGAGCAGCAGUGAUUUUUCAAAGCAAAAUUCUUAUUAUUUAGUGACUACAGUUCAGAAACUAUUCAAGUAGACAUUGUCUCAAAUUCUCAAAAGAUGAGCUGUCAACUUUCAAAUCAUAGUUCAACAUAAUUAUUGGAAAAGCUCCCUCAAGCUAAAUAGAAAAUGAAAAAAUGAAGAUAUAUUCCUGUGAAACAGACGUUUCAGGGAAUUAUUGAAUAUAGGUCAGAGAUAGAUAUUUUUCAACUCAAAGUGAAUUGUGUGUAAAUUGAAAAUUGGUAUACUAUUUUGAAUAAUUGGUAGAGUAUUCAGAUUCAUAUGGCCUAGAUAAUUUGUACUGCUACCCUGACUUAGAGACCUUUCUCCGUUAGAUCUUGAUAGAGUAAAUGGAGAAUCGAAGCUGUUCUAUGGAAAUAGUUCAAAACUAGUACGUAAGCAAUAUUGGUCAGCUUGAGUAGCAAAUAAACUUAAGUACACUGAAACUCAACAGUUGAAAAACAAUUAUAAAUAAUAAUUAUUAUAAGAUGCCUUCAUAACAUUAUAUAAUUUAUUGAGGAGCACAAUUUUACUUAUAUCUGUUACAAGCUGAAACGAUAUCUAGAGGAUUAGUUCCGAAUUUUUAUAAGUAAAUCAAUAGAGAAUUAUUCAUACUGUGUAAACGGCAGGGACGCUUUGAUAAUAAUUAUAAUCAUCAAGAAAGAUACUAGAACUAGUAUUACGAAUUAACUUAAUAAUAUUAGGAUUAUUUGAAUAGUUCCCACAACUUUUGAUCAAUUGAAUGAAGGAAAAUCAGUUUGAAUUGAAUUAUACAGAAUAUUGAGCUAUAAUAGAAACUUGAGAAUGUUGAUAAUUAUUAUAGAAUGAUCAUUCGAUUCUUUAGGAGAAAACAAUGUUUGUUUAUUGUAAUAAUCUGAAUAGGACAUCACUCCAUCAGAAAUUUUUACGAGUCUUUUUUAGAUGUAGCCUUCAAUCAAGAUCUAAAAUAUUAGUUAUAUGACUGCUGAUUAGUCUACUACAGCAAUAUACUCUACUAUUAGAGAUAAUGCAUAAAAUUAUUGAUGAAAAUGUGCAAAAUAUUAGGUUACUGUUUGAAUUUAAAUACAAUGAACGUAGAGAUUACGAUAUUUCACUAUUCAUUCUUUAUUAGAACGACAUAGUCAGAACAAGAAGCAUUUUAGAACAACCAAUAAUGUCAUUAUGUAGCACACAAGUUUCAAAUACUGACAAUCUUUGAAAACGGAGCAAUUUCUAUGGAUUAGGUUUAUUUUAAUCUAUACAAUUUCAAGGCUAUGAUAGACAUUUCAGAUUCUAAAAAGUUACCGUAUCCUUCUUCUAAGCCCUACCAAAGUUCAGAGCAUACUCAUUAGCAAAAUGCUUCGAAUCGAUGGAAUCAAAAUCCUUCGGCAUCAGAGCCGUAUCUCAAUAAUUUAAUAUUUAUAAUCAGUCUUUUUCGCCUACUUUCUCAGUACAAAUUUCACUGAUUCAGCCUCAUAAGCAUUUACUCAAAACACAGACAUGAAGGUGGCGAAAGGAGGUGGAGAGAAUUAACUAUUAAAAAACGUUUUACAUAAAUUCCACGUAUUAUGAAAAUGAUGAGGGAUUGCAAGGAAAUUGAAAAUGGUCUGAAUCAUAUCGAUGAGAAAUGGAAAGUUAUGAAUGGAAAAUGUAUUUUUUUAAGUUGGUGGACUGCAUUUAAUGUAAGGAGAUAUUCAUGGAAUUGUUGUUAGGUAUUGAUUGGAAUCACUCGUUGAAAAUCAAAAUGGAAAGUUUAUUUUUCUAUCAAUGAUAAUGACCCCCAUGUAAAUAAUAUGGAUAUUUUUUUCAUGGAUCCAGCAAUUUCAAUGUGCUUGGGCAUUUUCAAAGUUUUAUGAUAUAAAUAUUCGACAAAUAAUAAUACUAACUUGAUUAUUAAUACUCGACAACAGUAAGAGUUGCAAUAUUGAUUCCAAUGAAUCAAAUUGAUGCAAUACUUAUUGUUUCUAAGUAUGCAUUAAUUAAUUAUACAGUAAAUUUCCAGGUAAAUCUUAUUUUUCAUAACUCUCUGAAAGACUGGUCUUUAAAAUACCUGUUCUAAGGCUAACUACACAAACACAUGAAAAGCAUUUCCCAUUUUUAGUAAGUAGGCAAAUAAUAUUUUUACUGGAAAUUUGGAAAUCGUUAUAUAGAUUGAAUUACUAUUGCUGAAUUAUUGUCAAUUUUAAGGGUUGUAACAGAUUUGAAAUUUUAUUCAGUAGGUUAUUGAUAUUUGAAUACCGUAGUAGCAAUAGUAUUUAUACUAUCCACAAAUCGCUUACAAGAGCGAGGAAAUAUUGGGCAAGAUUUAUCAAUAGGAGCAAACAUAUUAUAUUACAUAGAAUUUUAAACAACUCAACAUGGAAGUGCAUGUUCAAUAUUGACUUUUGAUUUAUUGGAAUGAUUGAUGAUAGGAAAUAAGUAAUAAAAUUAUCAUAAUCUGAGAUCCUUCUUUAAAAAUUAUGAAAUGACCCUAUAUGAUAUGUAUUUGAAAACCUAAUUAAUUUACAUGAUUUAUGUAAAAUAGAUGUAUAGUAGAUGUAGUGAUGGUAAAUUAUGAGAACUGAACAUUGUUGAAUCGAAUUCUGCAAAAUUACGUGCAUUGAUGUCACAAAAAACAAAAUAUUGUACUAAUAUAUAUUAUCAGGCCUAAAAGCUAUUUUUAACUUUGAAUUUGAAAUGUAUUGGAAUUUUUAGAAAGCUUUUUAGGGCUAUUACGAAAUGUUGAAUUAUUUACUCUCUGAUUGCUGAUAAUAAAUGUUAUUGAUUUAGUCAUGGCUGCAAGCUGCUGUGAAUCUGUAAAUAUUUAGAAUAUGUAUCAUAUUGUACUUAUGUAAUAUGUUGUAUUUUUAAUAAAUACAGUACUAUGAAAAUAAAAA
Molecule: messenger RNA, 5055 nt
Organism: Nilaparvata lugens (brown planthopper)
Lineage: Eukaryota; Metazoa; Arthropoda; Insecta; Hemiptera; Delphacidae
Product: proton-coupled amino acid transporter-like protein CG1139
Biological process (GO): amino acid transmembrane transport
Cellular component (GO): vacuolar membrane
Molecular function (GO): amino acid transmembrane transporter activity
Source: RefSeq, a predicted model, not a curated record